ACCUGGCUCUGUCUACGAGAGACUAUGGAUUGCUUUGAUAAAAUAUGACGUAAUCCCUUCGUUCGCAGAAAUCACGUGACCUGGACGGUUAAACUCGAACCAUAAACAAAACUCUGGAUUACAUCAUUCAAUUCGGAUGCUUGCAGAAGCGACAUCGAUAUGAGGAACCGUUCUUUCUUUUGGGGGGUUUUAUUGCUCAUAGAGGGUACUUUUGGUGUGGAGAAAUAUGACGUGACGAUGACAGUGAUGGAGGGAGAUUCUGUCACUCUAAACCCUGGUGAAACUAAAAUACCAGAAGAUGAUACAAUUCAGUGGUGGUUUGGUAAUAAAAUCAUAGCUCGUAUGAAUAAAGGAGCUAAUAUCAUCUCUACAUCUGAGGGUGAUUAUGCAGGAUUCAAAGACAGACUGAAGCUGAAUGAUCAGACUGGAUCUCUGACCAUCACAGACACCAGAACCACAGACUCUGGCAAUUAUAAACUAAUAAUUAAGAGCACAGCUGAGACAUUCGAGAUAUUCAAAGUUACUGUCCGUGGUGUGGUGAAAUAUGUGACAAUAAUGACAGUGAUGGAGGGAGAUUCUGUCACUCUAAACCCUGGUGAUACUAAAAUACCUGAAGAUGAUACAAUUCAAUGGUUGUAUGGUAAUAAAAUCAUAGCUUAUAUGAAUAAAGGAGCUAAUAUCAUCUCUACAUCUGAGGGUGAUUAUGCAGGAUUCAAAGACAGACUGAAGCUGAAUGAUCAGACUGGAUCUCUGACCAUCACAGACACCAGAACCACAGACUCUGGAGAAUAUAAACUACUAAUUAAGAGCACAAUUGAGACAUACGUGACAUUCAAAGUUACUGUCCGUGAACAGGAUACGACUGACCGAAAAACACUGAUUGGGAUUAUUGUUGUUCUGGUGUUGCUGCUGCUGGUGGGAGCUAUUGCAGGAUUUGUGAUUUACAGGAAGAAGGGUACACAACCAGGGUCAUAUCGUGCUACUGCUGGUGAACAGAAUGGAUCGGCAAAAGAAUCGGGUGAAACAGAAGUCUUAUAACAGUUUAUAUUUAGCUCAGUAAUACAAACAAGAAGAAUGUUUAAGAUCCACUCAUGUGUGCUUCUGAAAUGUGAAACUAGUAACUAAAGGCUUUCAUUUGAUUUAUCAGAAAUAGUCAAAUGUGCCUGUAUAUUUUGAGUUCACACCAUUUGCACUGAUGUUGAUAAUAUUGUGUUCUUGUAUUAAGAGGCAGUUUGACUGAUGUUCUUCUGUAAAUAAUCUUAAUGUGGAAAGGUUUUGAUACUCAUGCACUGUUAUGUUACACUCUGUAUCCUGGUAAGGUAUGAUUGUGAUAGCUUGAAUAUGGUUUGGAUUUAGAGUGACUCUGUUUCCAUGAGGAUUGCUACAUUUAGCUCAAUGUAAACUUUGUGUCACUCUGAUACUGAUGCUGUUACUUACUGAAUAUUACAUUCAUUCAGCUGUUGCAUUUUUAUUUUGCAUUUUGCAUGUGGAUGGGUAUUGAGAAAAUAAAAACUUGUUU
Messenger RNA from Carassius auratus (goldfish), 1519 nucleotides. RefSeq lists its product as uncharacterized. The record is from RefSeq and is a predicted model, not a curated record. Lineage: Eukaryota; Metazoa; Chordata; Actinopteri; Cypriniformes; Cyprinidae. Bases 160 to 1038 code for a protein of 292 amino acids. The transcript is spliced from 5 exons.